Messenger RNA from Nannospalax galili (Upper Galilee mountains blind mole rat), 661 nucleotides. Its product is annotated as cornifin-B. NCBI's taxonomy places the organism in Eukaryota, Metazoa, Chordata, Mammalia, Rodentia, Spalacidae. The record is from RefSeq and is a predicted model, not a curated record. The transcript is spliced from 3 exons.
CGAGGGUGCCACCUCAGAUUCAAGCGGACCACGUUGCCUGUUUUCCUCUGCACACCAGGGCAGCCAUUGUUGAAGCAUGAGUUCUCACCAGCAGAAGCAGCCCUGCACAGCUCCUCCUCAGCUGCAGCAGCAGCAGCAGGUGAAGCAGCCUUGCCAGCCACCACCUCAGGAGCCAUGUGUCCCCAAAACCAAGGAGCCCUGUGAUACCAAGGUUCCUGAGCCCUGCCACCCCAAGGCUCCUGAGCCCUGCCACCCCAAGGUUCCUGAGCCCUGCCACCCCAAGGCAACUGAGCCCUGCCACCCCAAGGCCCCUGAGCCCUGCCACCCCAAGGUUCCUGAGCCCUGCCACCCCAAGGUACCUGAGCCCUGCCACCCCAAGGCACCUGAGCCCUGCCACCCCAAGGCUCCUGAGCCCUGCCACCCCAAGGCACCUGAGCCCUGCCACCCCAAGGCACCUUAGCCCUGCCACCCUGCUGUCCCUGAGCUCUGCCCCUCCAUCAUCACUCUUGCUCCAUCUUAGCAGAAGUAACAUGGUCCACAGCCUUGCCUUGAGCAGGGCUGUUGAGCCCUCCACAUUCUGCUUGAGUCCUUGUCUUACAUCAGCAUUGAGUCACAGUUCCUCUCUCAGUUACACCCUAAAAUCGAGUUAUAUGAAGCUCCC